AUGUUGGGUCGUAUGGCUUCAAGGGCGUUUGCGCGUGUUCUCCACGCCAGCUGGACCCGUGCUUCUGUUCCCGUGGUCGGUGCAGUGUCCUUUGCCAUUCUUGGUCUAUCACAGCCAAUCUCGCUUCAAGACCGACUCCUGUCCUAUGAAGAGCGCAUCAAGCUGUCGAACACUUUCAAGCCUCAUCCGAAGCGAUUGACCCGAGUGCAUGAAUCGAAUGAGGAAAGUGAAAAAGAGGAAGUUGCUCAAGAAAAACCUGCUCAAGAAGAACCUGCUCAAGACGAAUCCUCAGAAGAGGCCGGUCAUCUUGAUAUGGAAGAGGGUGUAGAGUCAGCCUUUGAUGAGCGCACGGGCGAGAUCAAUUGGGACUGCCCCUGUCUCGGAGGCAUGGCUGAUGGUCCAUGCGGCGAAGAAUUCAAGAAGGCCUUUAGCUGCUUUGUAUUUUCGGAGGCCGAGCCAAAGGGCAUUGAUUGCAUCGAGCAUUUCAAGCACAUGCAGGACUGUUUCCGUCAGCAUCCGGACGUCUAUGCUGAUGAAAUUGAGGCAGACGAAGCUGCUGCUGCCGAUGCGUCAUCUGUACAGGACAAGGAAUGA
This is a messenger RNA of Malassezia restricta, 594 nucleotides long. RefSeq names its product mitochondrial intermembrane space import and assembly protein 40. Gene Ontology annotation, molecular function: protein-disulfide reductase activity. The record is from RefSeq and is a predicted model, not a curated record. Gene Ontology annotation, biological process: protein import into mitochondrial intermembrane space. The coding region runs from base 1 to 594 and encodes 197 amino acids. Gene Ontology annotation, cellular component: mitochondrial intermembrane space. Lineage: Eukaryota; Fungi; Basidiomycota; Malasseziomycetes; Malasseziales; Malasseziaceae. The transcript has a single exon.